CCAGGCAGAGGCGGCCGGACCCGGCGGCGGCUGCUGUAGCUCCCGAGGACGUUGUGAGACGGCAGGAGGCUUUGGCGGCCGCGCGCCUGAAAAUGCAGGAGGAACUAAACGCCCAAGUAGAAAGGCACAAGGAGAAACUCCGGCAGCUUGAGGAAGAGAAACGGAGAAGGAAGAUUGAAAUGUGGGACAGCCUGCAAGAGGGGAAAAGCUACAGAGGUCAUGCCAGGAAGCCUCAGGAAGAAGACAACCCCAGCCCUUCUACUUCGUCCAGCCUCCCCAAGCGGCCAGCAGACAGGAAGCCCCUACGUGGGGGUGGUUAUAACCCUUUGUCUGGGGAAGGAGGAGGAGCCUGCACGUGGCGACCUGGACGCCGAGGCCCAUCAGCUGGCGGAUGAGGCUAAGAAAGCCUUGCCCGUGUCACUCGACACGAAGCAAGCCCAGCCCUCACCCCAAUCCCCUUCAAUUGCCUUACGCACCCUUUCUCACAGUGACCAAGGGGCUCACUCCUGUCCUCCACCUGCACAGCACCCACCAGGCAACAGCGGGUCCCCACCUCCGAAGGAGGCACCUGACCCAAUCAAGAACACUGGGACCUAGAGGAACAGCCCCCUCUCACAGCCCUUGGCUGCUGCUAGGACAGUCUCUGUGAUAGGUUGCGUCGAAUGACGUCCUCCUUGUAAAUGGUGAAGCCACCACCAAGGAUUACCGAGGCUCACAGUUGACGGGGUUUCUGUAGAUCUGCACAGAACACUUUGCCAGGUAUAAACGUUUUUAAAGCUGCUGUC
Molecule: messenger RNA, 785 nt
Organism: Myotis davidii
Lineage: Eukaryota; Metazoa; Chordata; Mammalia; Chiroptera; Vespertilionidae
Gene: SELENOS
Product: VCP interacting membrane selenoprotein
Exons: 5
Coding region: 93-395 (100 amino acids)
Biological process (GO): endoplasmic reticulum unfolded protein response; retrograde protein transport, ER to cytosol
Cellular component (GO): Derlin-1-VIMP complex; endoplasmic reticulum membrane; Derlin-1 retrotranslocation complex
Source: RefSeq, a predicted model, not a curated record